Molecule: messenger RNA, 492 nt
Organism: Adineta ricciae
Lineage: Eukaryota; Metazoa; Rotifera; Eurotatoria; Adinetida; Adinetidae
Source: the annotation of a GenBank genome assembly
AUGUCUACCAUACCAGCAAUACAUUCGUGGAAUUUAACCAAUUACGCUCGACGAAUUAAUCCGAAAUGUGUCGCAAAGAAUGAAUAUUUCUGGUCGUGUUUGAAUACCGAUCAAUCAUCGUUAAAAAUGAUGAUUACUCCAACAUUACAGUUGAUCAUAGUUUCAUCCGAGCAAUGUAUCGAGGAAUUGCUUGAUAUUUGGUUAUUAUUUAACUCAACACACGUGCACGUUCAUUGUAAAAGUGUUUUAUUUAAUUAUACAUGGCCUCCAUCAUGCACUGGAACACAUCUUGAUUCAAGCCAGCCAAUGAAGCUUCAUUCGUUGUUUUUCAAUGAAACAAAAGAUGCAUUAGCGUUAGAACAGUCAACAAACAUGAACAUUCGAACAGAUUUUAUUCGUCAAUACUUAUCCACGUGUCUCAUGGAUCCGAUGUUUUGCAUUUUUGUCGAUCGAAAUGAACAAAUGUUAAAAAGCUUGUUAUCAGAUAAAUAA